GGCUGCAGGGAAGAGGAGAAACUUCCGAUAAAGAUAAUAGGGCACGCUCAACCAGCCAUGCAGAACGGUUCUGGGCACGGAUGCCUGAUGGCCAAUCCACCGACGGAUGGGAUAACAAGUCUACGGUUCUCGAAUCACACAGACAAUCUGAUCGUGUCCUCAUGGGACGGAAACGUACGUCUGUACGAUGUUUCUUCGAAUGUUCUGAGAGGAUGUUUCGCGCACAUGGGGCCUGUGCUCGAUUGCUGUUUCCACGACGACAACUCGGGGUUCAGUGGGAGCAGUGACAGGACGGUCCGGCGACACGACUUUGCAAAUGGGCGAAGCGACGUAAUUGGCAAGCACGACGGAGCCGUCCGCUGCGUCGAGUAUUCUCAUUACAUUGGCCAAGUACUGUCCGGUAGUUGGGACAAGACACUCCGCUGUUGGGACCCCCGUGCUCCGACCCCCCAAGAGCGCUCUAUAGGCAUCUACGAGAUGCCCGACAGAGUGUACUCCAUGUCCGUGGUCGGAUAUCGGCUCGUAAUUGCCACAGCGGGACGCCAUGUCGUGAUUUACGACACUCGAAACAUGUCGCAACCGGAGCAGAGAAAGGAGUCGCCUUUGAAGUUCCAAUCGAGAUGCGUACGCUGCUACCCGAACGGUACGGGCUACGCACUCAGCUCCAUCGAAGGAAGAGUGGCAAUGGAGUUCUUUGACCCUUCGGAAGCCUGGCAAGCCAAGAAGUAUGCAUUCAAAUGUCACAGGAAAUCGGAUGCUGGCCGCGAUACCGUCUACCCGGUCAACGCCAUCGCCUUUCAUCCUGUCUAUGGCACGUUUGCGACCGGCGGAUGUGAUGGCUAUGUCAACGUAUGGGAUGGGACCAACAAGAAGCGACUAUAUCAGUAUCAAAAGUACCCUACUAGCAUAGCUGCCUUGUCAUUCAGCCGAGACGGACGGCUCCUGGCAGUCGCCUCAAGCUACACGUUCGAAGAGGGAGAGAAGGUCCAUCCGCCGGAUCAGAUCUUCAUUCGGAAUGUCAACGAACUCGAGGUCAAGCCAAAGCCAAGGCCAUACACUGCUGCAACAUGAAUCAUGCUUUGCCCUCGGUACCCUCGGCACCUUAAGCACCCUCGGUGCCCUUGGCACCCUCAGCAACCUCAGUGCCCUUGACACCCUCAGGAACCUCAGCACCCUCAGCACCCUCAGCGCCCUCAGCGCCCUCAGCGCCCUCGACACCCUCAGGAACAUCAGCCCCCCUCCCCUCAGCGCCCUUGACACCCUCAGCAACCUCAGCACCCUCAGCGCCCUCAGCGCCCUCAGCGCCCUCCACACCCUCAGCAACCUCAGCACCCUCAGCACCCUCAGCACCCUCAGCGCCCUAGACACC
Molecule: messenger RNA, 1369 nt
Organism: Chara braunii
Lineage: Eukaryota; Viridiplantae; Streptophyta; Charophyceae; Charales; Characeae
Source: the annotation of a GenBank genome assembly